AUGUCUUCCAAUGAGGAGGCAGUGCCGGAGGACUCCACGGUGGGCUCUCCUAUUUCUGGGGCUGAGCUGUCCGCCAUUGUUGUUUUGCUGACUGCUAGCGAUGACAUCACAGACGGCGUAGAGACUCCUGCUAGCGAUGACAUCACAGACGGCGUAGAGACUCCUGCUAGCGAUGACAUCACAGACGGCGUGGAGACUUCUGCUAGCGAUGACAUCACAGACGGUGUGGAGACUUCUGCUAGCGAUGACAUCACAGACGACGUAGAGACUUCUGCUAGCGAUGACAUCACAGACGACGUAGAGACUCCUGCUAGCGAUGACAUCACAGACGGCGUAGAGACUCCUGCUAGCGAUGACAUCACAGACGGCGUAGAGACUUCUGCUAGCGAUGACAUCACAGACGGUGUGGAGACUUCUGCUAGCGAUGACAUCACAGACGACGUAGAGACUUCUGCUAGCGAUGACAUCACAGACGACGUAGAGACUCCUGCUAGCGAUGACAUCACAGACGGCGUAGAGACUCCUGCUAGCGAUGACAUCACAGACGGCGUAGAGACUCCUGCUAGCGAUGACAUCACAGACGGCGUAGAAACUCCUGCUAGCAAUGACAUCACAGACGGCGUGGAGACUUCUGCUAGCGAUGACAUCACAGACGGCGUGGAGACUUCUGCUAGCGAUGACAUCACAGACGGCGUAGAGACUCCUGCUAGCGAUGACAUCACAGACGGCGUAGACUCCUACGGCGUAGAGACUCCUGCUAGCGAUGACAUCACAGACGGCGUAGAGACUCCUGCUAGCGAUGACAUCACAGACGGCGUGGAGACUUCUGCUAGCGAUGACAUCACAGACGGCGUGGAGACUUCUGCUAGCGAUGACAUCACAGACGGUGUGGAGACUUCUGCUAGCGAUGACAUCACAGACGACGUAGAGACUUCUGCUAGCGAUGACAUCACAGACGGCGUAGAGACUCCUGCUAGCGAUGACAUCACAGACGGCGUAGAGAGUCCUGCUAGCGAUGACAUCACAGACGGCGUAGAGACUCCUGCUAGCGAUGACAUCACAGACGCUGCUAGCGAUGACAUCACAGACGGCGUGGAGACUUCUGCUAGCGAUGACAUCACAGACGGUGUGGAGACUUCUGCUAGCGAUGACAUCACAGACGACGUAGAGACUUCUGCUAGCGAUGACAUCACAGACGGCGUAGAGACUCCUGCUAGCGAUGACAUCACAGACGGUGUAGAGAGUCCUGCUAGCGAUGACAUCACAGACGGCGUAGAGACUCCUGCUAGCGAUGACAUCACAGACGGCGUAGAGACUCCUGCUAGCAAUGACAUCACAGACGGCGUGGAGACUUUUGCUAGCGAUGACAUCACAGACGGCGUGGAGACUUCUGCUAGCGAUGACAUCACAGACGGCGUGGAGACUUCUGCUAGCGAUGACAUCACAGACGGCGUGGAGACUUCUGCUAGCGAUGACAUCACAGACGACGUAGAGACUUCUGCUAGCGAUGACAUCACAGACGGCGUGGAGACUCCAGUAACGUUUAACGUCCUUGUCAUUGAAGGUCAAGUCUGCCUUUCUUAA
Messenger RNA from Nerophis lumbriciformis (worm pipefish), 1584 nucleotides. The record is from RefSeq and is a predicted model, not a curated record. NCBI's taxonomy places the organism in Eukaryota, Metazoa, Chordata, Actinopteri, Syngnathiformes, Syngnathidae.